GAACAUGCGUUCAAGGGAAUAUUGACCAGUCUUCCCAAGCCUGGAGGUGGCGAGUUUGGGAAAUUCUAUAGUUUACCUGCUUUGAAUGAUCCAAGAAUCGACAGGCUGCCAUACUCUAUAAGGGUAUUUUUAGAAUCUGCAAUACGUAAUUGUGACAACUUCCAAGUUACCAAGGAUGAUAUUGAAAAUAUUGUUGAUUGGGAGAAUACAUCUCCUAAGCAAGUUGAAAUUUCCUUCAAGCCUGCUCGUGUUCUCUUGGAGAACUUUGCUGGAGUACCUGCUGUGGUUGACCUUGCUUGCAUGCGGGAUGCUAUGAAAAAGCUCGGCGCUGAUCCUAACAAGAUCAAUCCAUUGGUUCCCGUAGAUCUUGUUCUUGAUCAUUCUGUUCAAGUUGAUGUCAACAGGUCUGAAAAUGCAGUACAGGAUAAAAUGGAACUUGAGUUUCUGAGAAAUAAGGAGAGAUAUACUUUUCUUAAGUGGGGAUCUUCUGCUUUCCAUAAGAUGCUUGUUGUUCCUCCUGGUUCUGGAAUUGCUCAGCAGGUUAAUCUGGAAUACCUUGGGAGGGUUGUUUUUAACACUGAUGGCAUUCUGUACCCUGAUAGUGUGGUUGGUACUGAUUCCCACACAACUAUGAUUGCUGGGUUGGGAGUUGCAGGCUGGAGAGUUGGAGGAUUAGAAGCUGAGGCAACAAUGCUUGGUCAGCCAAUGAGCAUGGUGUUGCCUGAAGUUGUUGGAUUCAAGUUGUCGGGGAAACUACGUAAUGGUGUCACCGCUGCUGACUUAGCUUUAACUGUGGCCCAAAUGUUGAGGAAGCAUCGUGCUUAUAACAGCUUUGUUGAGUUUUAUGGUGAGGGUAUGGGUGAAUUAUCAGUAGCUGAUAGGGCCACCAUUGCUGACAUGGCUCUUGAAUAUAAGGCAAUCAUGGGCUUCUUCCCUGUUGAUCAUGUCACUUUGCAGUAUCUCAAAUUCACUGGAAGAAGUGAUGAGACAGUAUCAAUGAUAGAAGCAUAUUUACGUGCAAACAAAAUGUUUGUUGACUACAAUGAGCCUCAACAAGAAAGAGCAUAUACAUCUUCUCUGCUGUUGGACUUGGCAGAUGUUGAACUCUGCGUUUCAGGAAUAAACCGGCCUCUUGAAGUAGUUUCGUUGAAAGAGAUGAAGGCUCACUGGCAUGCAUGUCUAGAUUACAACCGUGGAUUUGAGGGCUUUGGUAUACCAAAGGAAAAACAGGAUAAGGUGGCAAAAUUUUCGUUCCAUGGAGAACCAUAUGAACUUAAGCAUGGUAGUGUGGUCAUCUCAGCUAUUACGAGUUGUACGAACACAUCAAACCCUAGUGUCAUGCUCGGGGCUGGUCUUGUUGCAAAGAAAGCUUGUGAACUUGGUUUGCAGGUUAAACCGUGGAUUAAAACAAGUCUUGCACCUGGUUCUGGAGUUGUUACAAAAUAUCUGCUCCAGAGUGGUCUGCAAAAAUACUUGAACGAGCUGGGCUUUCAUAUUGUUGGUUAUGGCUGCACAACACGUAUUGGCAAUUAUGGGGAACUUGAUGAAUCAGUCGCUUCUGCAAUUUCAGAAAAUGACAUUAUUGCUGCUGCUGUUAUUUCUGGAAUCCGAAACUUCCGUCGCCGUUUUCAUCCAUUAACAAGAGCUAACUAUCUUGCUUCACCUCCUUUGGUUGUUGCCUAUGCACUUGCUGGCACGGUUGACAUUGACUUUGAUAAAGAGCCAAUUGGAACAGGGAAAGAUGGGAAGAGUGUAUACUUCAAAGAUAUCUGGCCCAGUAAUGAAGAAAUCGUAGAGGUUGUCCAAUCUAGCGUGUUGCCUGAUAUGUUCAAGAGUACUUAUGAGGUUAUCACAAAGGGCAACCCUAUGUGGAAUCAGCUGUCAAACCCUUCUUCCACUCUUUACUCUUGGGAUCCAAUGUCAACCUACAUUCAUGAGCCACCAUAUUUCAAGGACAUGACUAUGGACCCACCUGGUCCAAAUGGAGUAAAAAAUGCCUACUGCUUGAUCAAGUUUCAUGACUUGUUAGACACUGAUUGGAUAGCUGCAGCAGGGAGGAUCGACAAGGAUAGCCCUGCUGCAAAGUAUCUCCUUGAGCGUGGGGUUGCUCCCAUGGACUUCAAUACCUAUGAUAGUCGUCGUGGCAAUGAUGAAGUCAUGGCAAGGGGUACCUUUGCCAACAUUCAUCUUGUCAACAACCUCUUGAAAGAAGAAGAAGAAGAAGAAAGGGGCCCAAAGACAAUUCACUUCCCAACAGGAGAGGUGCUUAAUGUGUUUGAUGCAGCAAUGAAGUACAAGGCUGCUGGGCAGGACACCAUUGUCUUAGCUGGAGCAUUUUUUGGAAGUGGCAGCUCUCCAGAUUGGGCUGCUAAGGGUCCAGCGCUGCUGGGAGUGAAAGCUGUGAUAGCGAGGCACUUUGAUAGUACUUAUCGCAGCAAUCUUGUGCGAAUGGGGAUCAUUCCACUUUGUUUCAAUGGUGGUCAUUAUGCUAACACACUUAGAUUGACGGGUCGUGAGCGCUACUCAAUAGACCUUCCCAGCAAAAUCAGUGAGAUAAGGCCUGGCCAAGAUGUAAUUGUGACAACUGACACGGGCAAAUCUUUCACUUGCACGGUCUGCUUCGAUACCAAGGCGGAGUUGUCAUAUUUUGAUCAUGGUGGCAUUUUUCCAUACGUCAUCCGAAACCUGAUCAAAAAGUAAGCAAUUGAAGCUCCUGCUCUUGGUUAUUUUCUCCUUCGAAAUGCGGUUUUUGUUAAUCAAACCAAUGAUCUAAGAUAUUUAGAAAGUUUGAUUGUAAAUCAAGAUUAUGGUAAAUACAGUUGACGGAAAAGUUUAAUAGUCUUAAUAGCUUUUAGUACUCUU
Molecule: messenger RNA, 2862 nt
Organism: Corylus avellana
Lineage: Eukaryota; Viridiplantae; Streptophyta; Magnoliopsida; Fagales; Betulaceae
Source: RefSeq, a predicted model, not a curated record